AUGAGGGACAAGAAGAAGAUUAGCCUUCCAGCAAAGUUAAUAGAUGGAGGUGUAGCUGGGCUUGUGGGGGUGACAUGUGUUUUCCCUAUUGAUUUGGCUAAAACCCGUCUCCAGAAUCAGCAAGGACAAACAGUCUACACUGGAAUGCGAGACUGUUUGGUGAAGACGAUUCGCUCAGAGGGGCUCUUUGGCAUCUAUCGAGGGGCUGCUGUGAACCUAACUCUUGUCACACCUGAAAAAGCAAUCAAGUUGGCAGCCAAUGAUUUCUUCCGCCAGUUGCUCUCUCAGGAUGGAAAACAAUUGUCAUUAGCAAGGGAGAUGCUGGCUGGCUGCGGAGCUGGGACUUGCCAAGUGGUGGUCACUUCCCCAAUGGAGAUGCUGAAAAUCCAGCUACAGGAUGCUGGACGGCUAGCUGCUCACCAGCAGAAGGCCUUGGGACAGGAUGGAGUAGUUGCUGCCACCUCUCACCAUCCACCGGGACAGCCUUACAGCGCAGGGUCUGCAGCAGCAGCAGCAGCCUACCAACGUCCCUCUGCCACUAUGAUCGCCAAAGGUCUGCUGCAUACCCAAGGGAUAGCAGGCCUGUAUAAAGGUCUGGGGGCCACUCUGCUCAGGGAUGUGCCAUUUUCUGUUAUUUACUUCCCACUCUUUGCCAACAUCAACAAGCUGGGGCAGGAGAACCCUGAAGAAAAAGCACCUUUCUUGCACUCAUUCAUUUCUGGCUGUGUGGCAGGAUCUGUGGCUGCAGUCGCAGUGACCCCACUGGAUGUUCUAAAAACUCGCAUUCAAACUCUCAAAAAAGGUCUGGGAGAGGACACAUACAAUGGGAUCUUCGAUUGUGCCAGGAAAGUCUGGAUUCAUGAGGGUCCAGCUGCUUUCAUGAAGGGAGCAGCAUGCCGUGCGCUGGUAAUAGCUCCUCUGUUUGGCAUAGCCCAAGGGGUCUAUUUCAUCGGCAUUGGAGAAUAUGUCACUGGAUUUUUCAAAUAACACCAUCUCCAAAUGCAGUGAUUCUUUGGCUGAGACUGCAUGCAUUCUAUGGAACUGACUGAUGGAAGAACUAAAAAUACUAUUUUUUAAUAGCUGCAGGGUAAGAAACCACUAUCCAGACUCCACUUUCCAAACAAUCCCCUACAGCCAAACCCUCUUUAUAAGGGUGAGGAUUGCAUGGUAUUAAGGAAAAGGUACAAGUCUGGCUUAUCAAACUUUAAUCUUUUCUUUACAAUGCCCAGCUGCUCACCCAAUGGAAAG
This is a messenger RNA of Sceloporus undulatus (fence lizard), 1248 nucleotides long. It is a transcript of the gene SLC25A18, whose product is annotated as solute carrier family 25 member 18. The transcript has 9 exons. The record is from RefSeq and is a predicted model, not a curated record. The coding region runs from base 1 to 987 and encodes 328 amino acids. Gene Ontology annotation, biological process: L-glutamate transmembrane transport; malate-aspartate shuttle; aspartate transmembrane transport. Gene Ontology annotation, molecular function: L-glutamate transmembrane transporter activity; L-aspartate transmembrane transporter activity. NCBI's taxonomy places the organism in Eukaryota, Metazoa, Chordata, Lepidosauria, Squamata, Phrynosomatidae.